Molecule: messenger RNA, 2542 nt
Organism: Salvelinus namaycush (lake trout)
Lineage: Eukaryota; Metazoa; Chordata; Actinopteri; Salmoniformes; Salmonidae
Product: E3 ubiquitin-protein ligase TRIM39-like
Exons: 2
Coding region: 132-1592 (486 amino acids)
Molecular function (GO): zinc ion binding; protein binding
Source: RefSeq, a predicted model, not a curated record
GUCUGAAAUUUUGUCUUUGGGCUGUCUAUUGUCAGAAGGAUUUAGCCUUGGCCAAUGAGAGAGGAGUAGGAGUGUGGAAAUCACAGGACGCUAUAGAAGGCAGUGAAGACACAUCAAGCACUCGUGUGAGGAUGGCAGCCAGUUUCUCUCUCCUGGAAGAGGACCUGUCGUGUACAGUGUGCUAUCAGAUAUUCAGGGAGCCAGUGAUCCUGCUCUGCAGCCACAGCUUCUGCAAGGCCUGUCUGGAGGAGAGCUGGAGUAAACGGGAGACGCAGGACUGCCCAGUCUGCAGAAGGUCCUCCAGAGACCAGUCGCCUCCCAACCUGGCCCUGAGGCAUGUCUGUGAGACUCUACUGAGGGAGAGGGAGAUUAAGGACUCUCCUGGGCCCACAGAGGAGGCGACAGAGGGGCCCUCACAGGGUGAAAACACCAGCCACAGGGGGUUACAGGGUGUGUGUGGUUUACACUCCCAGAGGCUCCAGCUCUUCUGCCUUGAGGAUGAAUGUCUGGUGUGUGUGGAGUGUGUGUCGGAGCAUGCAGGCCACAGCUUCUGCUCUCUCGUGAAGGCAGCAAGCCAGAGGAGAGAGGGGCUCAGACCCACACUGGAGACCUUGGAGGAGAAAAUGUCUGCCUUCUGCAAAGCCAAGCUUAACUGUGACAAAAUGGCUGCUCACAUCGGGGCGCAGGCCCAGCUAGCAGAGAAACAGAUAAUGAAAGAGUUUGAGAAGCUACACUGCUUCCUGAGAGAAGAGGAGGUGGAGAGGCUAGCUGCGCUGAAGGAGGAAGAGGAGGAGAAGAAUAAAAGGAUAAAGGAGAGAGUGAAGGAGAUAAGUAAGAUGAUGUCAUCUCUGUCGGACACAAUCAGGGCUGUGGAGGAGAAGCUGGCAGUGGAUGAUUUGUUGUUUCUGCAGAGCUACAAGACUAUGAUGGAGAGAGCACAGAGUGCGCCUAAGGACCCACAGCUGGGCUCAGGAGCACUGAUCAACUUGGCCAAACACCUGGGCAAUCUCAAGUUCCAGGUCUGGCAGAAGAUGCAGGGGGCAGUGAAAUACAUGCCUGUAGUUCUAGAACCAAACACCGCACAUCCCUAUCUCUAUCCAUCUGAAGAUCUGUCCAGCCUACGAUCUGAAGAUAAAGGACAGAGUCUCCCAGACAACCCAGAGAGGUUUGAUUCAUACCGUGACAUCCUGGGUUCAGAGGGGUUCACUUCAGGGACACACUUCUGGGAUGUGGAAGUCGGAGAAAAUGAUGACUGGAGGGUAGGGGUGGCCAGUGAGUCUGUUAGUAGGAAACAUGGGUUAGAUGAAGAAGAAUGUGGAAUAUGGGCUGUUGGGGUAGCUAAUGGUGAACCUUAUAAAAUGAAGAAGAAGACCCAGAGGAUCAGAGUUUCGCUGAAGUGGGACAAACAGGAGGUGUCCUUCAUUGAUCUUAGUUCAUACACACAAACCCUCAGAACAUUUAAUCACAAAUUUACAGAGAGGAUGUAUCCAUACUUUUAUUUGUUAAAUGGUCAACCACUACAGAUCCUUCCAGGGAAAGUCUCUUUAAAUGUGGAAAACCAUGUGGAAAACCAUGAUAUGGAAUUGUUUUAAGGUGGGUAUACCAUGGAUCAUUUAGCUACUUGAUUUAGAAUUUUAGGAUUAUUUGAUAAAAUAUUGAGUUUGGUCUUUACUGCUAUGGCCCAUAGAAAUGCAUUGAAUAACACAUUAAUAAAUGGCAAAACAGACAGUCAAAAAAUAGGAUAAGGUUUUGAAGUGUCUGUCCUAUACAGUAUCUAGGAGAUACUGUUUAAGAAAACUCAGGAAAUAUGUAUAUAUUUUUUACACAUUUAAACCCUUUCUUUGUUGGCACAAACUAUUUCCACACUUCCAUAAUUCUUUACAACCGGUACUGGGUUACUUUCAGAUGAGUCCCGUGACACUUGUAGGGGUUGUAGAACAAAACAGAGAACACCAUCGUGUCCGUGAGGGUCUCCCCUUUCCAUAUUAGUUUUUUGUCAAAACCGUUCGGAUGCUACAGACGUUUGGUAACCUAACAGUGCAGUUCAAAGGCCAAAUCUUGACCAAGACAGCAGGGAAGAUUACAGGAAUGACACUUCCCUCCUCUCUCCGGGAUAAUUUAGAUGAGACCAGAAGAAAGACCAAAGUACAACGUAUCUUUUCUCCUAUUCUCAUCAAUGUUACUUUCCUUUGGUUUUGUGGCUUUUGAUGCUAAACAGAAUCUAUCCCAUUGUUAUUUAAAAAAUAUGUUUUGAGAAUUUCUGUGAUUGAACUAAAGUAGAUUCAGGCCUAUUGUUCAUUUAGAAUCGUCAGCUUGCCAAACUCCUUAUCAAUGUGCAAGACAGGUGUCACGUUCGUCGUAACAUUGAAGAGAGGACCAAGGCGCAGCGUGAUAUAAAUACAUUCUUCUAAUUUAUUAUAACGUAACGAAGAAUACUUAAACAGACUUGCAAAACAAUAAACGAACGUGAAGCUAUAAUUUAAACAAGUGCAGACACAGGCAACUUACACAUAGACAAUCACCCACGACAUACCCAAUGAAU